Fusarium venenatum is the source of this 1092-nucleotide messenger RNA. RefSeq lists its product as uncharacterized. Gene Ontology annotation, cellular component: plasma membrane. Lineage: Eukaryota; Fungi; Ascomycota; Sordariomycetes; Hypocreales; Nectriaceae. The record is from RefSeq and is a predicted model, not a curated record.
AUGUCGUCCACUGAGGGCAUGAUCAACGGCGGAAGCUCAUCCGCAAAGGCUCCCGCUCCCGCCUACGCUCCCGAGCAUACGCAUGCACCUACCGAAGGCAAUGGAGGUUUCGUUUCUCAGAACAAGAUGUCCGUCGAGCCGCCCAAGAAGGAAGAUCUCCAGCGCAAGUAUGCGACUGUUGUUGAACACGAGGCCGGUACCAACGACUGGUACGGAGGCAUGAUGAACGUUCUCGGAGGUAUCGUCGGAACCAUGGGUGCUAUUCCCUGCUGCAUCAUUUGUCCCAACCCUUACAAGGAAGUCCACCAGGGCAACGUUGGGCUCGUCACCAAGUUCGGAAAAUUCUACAAGGCUGUUGACCCCGGUCUGGUCAAGAUCAACCCUCUCAGCGAGAAACUUCUCCAGAUCGAUGUCAAGAUUCAGACCACCGAAGUCCCAGAACAGAUUUGCAUGACCAAGGACAAUGUUACCCUUCGAUUGACCUCCGUCAUCUACUACCACAUUGUCUCUCCUCACAAGGCCGCGUUCGGUAUCAACAACGUCAAGCAAGCUCUCAUGGAGCGUACUCAGACCACUCUCCGCCACGUCGUCGGUGCUCGCGUUCUUCAGGAUGUUAUCGAGCGUCGUGAGGAGAUUGCUCAGUCGAUUGGAGAAAUCAUCGAGGAUGUCGCUGCCGGAUGGGGUGUCCAGGUUGAGAGCAUGCUCAUCAAGGAUAUUGUCUUCAGCCAGGAGUUGCAAGAGUCUCUCUCCAUGGCUGCUCAGAGCAAGCGUAUCGGUGAAAGCAAGAUCAUUGCCGCCAAGGCUGAGGUUGAAUCUGCCAAGCUCAUGCGACAGGCUGCCGACAUCUUAAGCUCGGCUCCUGCCAUGCAGAUCCGAUACCUCGAGGCCAUGCAGGCGAUGGCCAAGUCUGCCAACAGCAAGGUCAUCUUCUUGCCUGGUGCCAACCAGACCAUGGGCAACGCCCUCAAUGCCGCCAUGGCCAACGAAACUGGCGAGUCCAGUGGUAAUGCCUUUAGCGGGCAGCAAGACUUUGGAGGUCAGGACCCAGGUUUCCAACAGGCCAUGAACGCCCGCGUCGUGGAGAACAUCUAG